Messenger RNA from Lycium barbarum (goji berry), 516 nucleotides. RefSeq lists its product as uncharacterized. The record is from RefSeq and is a predicted model, not a curated record. The transcript has 2 exons. Lineage: Eukaryota; Viridiplantae; Streptophyta; Magnoliopsida; Solanales; Solanaceae. The coding region runs from base 1 to 516 and encodes 171 amino acids.
AUGCAGUUAUCUCAAGUAGCCCAGACACUACCUUUCUUCCCACAUUGGGACCCACAAGCAUCGUUAAGCCCAACAUUCUUCGAACAAGUGGAGUCGAACCUGACCCAACUCCAAGUGGCUACGUCUUCACAAGUGAGGGAGGACAACCAAAGGAAACGGAGAUUGGUAACAGAAAAAGAAGAAGAGGAAACAACAAUGCUAGAAUUGAUAAGAAGAAACAAUUCCCAGUUGGAAAAGAUGUUGGCAGGUAUGGAGAUUCCAAAACCUUUUUUCAUUCUACUGAAGGAGCGCCACCUAGCAGAAUUCAAAGAGCCUUACAGAGAGCUGCUCAUAGCAACUUGUUCAAAGGCAUUGGCAAAGAUGUUCCUAAGUGUCAUGUUUGACGAUGGUGAUGGAUAUGCUGGUGGUAGUGGCGGAUAUGGUGGUGGUGAAAUUGGUGGUGGCGGAUAUGGUUGUGGUGAAAUUGGUGGUGGGAGUGGUGGCGGAUAUGGUGGUUCUAGUGAAAUGGGGUGGUGA